UCAUGUACAGUAUGACAGUAAAUUAAUGUUUAAGUAUGCAGCUAUUUGAUGCUUUACCAGCUUUACCGCUGCUUAGAGAGUAGGCUUGCAUUUCACAGUUGCCAAUUUAGGGGAGAGACACUCACACAUAUAUUUGCACUAGAUGACACAAGAUGGACACCUGAGGAAUGGAAGACACCCGUUUGGCUAUACAUGCAUAUGGGGAAGUACCAGAAGUAAAUAAGUCUCCAUUACUGCGGUGGUGUUUCCCUACAGUAUGUUUGAAUGCAAGGUGUCCUAGGAAGUAUAUUAGUAUAUAAGUAUAUUUUAUACAUAUAUUUUAUAUUAUUUACUGUUACAAGUAAAGUGUGAUGUUUUGUUUAGCCUCUGCCCUAUUCUGUGUGGAAAUCAUGAAGAACCUGUACAGUUAUCAGCAGAUCUAACAGUAGUAGCGGACUUAAGCUUUGUAAAAAAUCUGAAUGUGAAACACACAGGCCGUUACUUCAUGAGUGCCUCUGUAUGUAAUGUAAUGUAUUUUCUUCUUGUUCUAAAAGACAAGCUAGAGACUUGUCAAUGAAAUGUCUUUCAGUGAAAUAAAGACAAGUCUCUUACUCUGAAAUAUAAUUCCUUACUUGUUUUAAACUUGAACAAGUGUGUGUGUGUAUAUGCUGUUGAAUAUUGGAGGCCCGAGUAUCAAACCCCUGCACCUGCUUGUAUUUAUGUCUUAAAAACAUAGCUCCAGACAAUCUGUCCCAAUUUACCACUUUUUUAGUUUGUCUUUAGGAAUAACUGUUUUGUAGCUGGUUUAUUUGAAUUUUAUUUGUCAUUUAUUUGUUUUAAUUUUACAGAACUGCAUGAUGCUUUACUUGAAGAAGAGGCUGUCUAAAUCUGGGCUCACUCCUUUCAGUGUUUUGAUUUUUUAUCACAUUGCUGUUCUACUUCUCCUAACACACUGCUGUGGAGGUCAGUUUCAGGUAGUUGGUCCAUUACAGCCAGUAAUUGUAAAGCUUGGUGAAGACGUUAUUUUGCCAUGCCAUCUGAAGCCGGCUGAAGAUGCUGCUGGUAUGACGUUUGAGUGGGCGAGACCUGACCUGAACCCCAGAUUUGUUCAUGUGUGGCAUGAACGUCAAGACCUUCAUGUUAACCAGCAUCCGUCCUACAAAGGAAGAACAUCAGUGUCCAUCAACGGACUGAAGCAGGGAGACAUUUCACUGGCACUCUCCAAAGUCAAAAUCUCUGAUAAUGGAAUAUACAGAUGUUACUUUCCAGAUGUGGAAAAAGCCUCUACUGUUCAUCUUAUUAUUGGGACUGCUUCCUUUCCGGCCAUCGGUUUAGCAGGGAUUGACAGAUCCUCCAGUGGAGUAGUUUUACAGUGUGAGUCUAAAGGCUGGUAUCCAGAGCCUGAGGUGGUCUGGCUGGACGGUGAGGGAAACCUCCUCUCUGCUGGACCUACAGAGACAGUCAGAGGUCCUGAUGACCUCUAUACUGUCAGCAGCAGAGUGACUGUGGAGAAGAGACACAGCAACAGCUUCACCUGUAGAGUCCAACAGAAGAAGACCAACCAGACCAAAGAGACACACAUUGAUGUUCCAGAUGAUUUCUUCGUGGCCCCGGCCAGUUCUGCUGCUUGUAUCAGCAUCAGUUUGGUUGCUUGCUUCACAUGUGUUCUUGCAGUUGUCUUUGCUGUAUGGAAAUGGAGGCAAAACAAAACCAAAACCUGUAUGACUGCACUAAGAGAAAAGGAGCAGCUUAUGGCAGAGAGUAAGAAAGUAAAGGACACUGAGAAGAAAAUGAAAGAAGAAUUAAGGAGGAAAGAGGAACAACAUAAAGACAUGGUUGCUACACUGAUGACACAGAAGAAGGAACUGGAGAAACAGAGAGAUCGACUGAAGGAGCAAAAGGUGAAGGUAGAGGAACAGGUGGAGGAAAACGAGAAGAAACUUCAGUCAAUGGAGAAAGAUACAGAGAAGGAUGAAAAUAAAAGACUCACCAGUGCACCAGCAUACCGAAAUCUGAAAGAAUUAACUAUUAAAUACAAAUGGGAGCUGAAUGGCUCACUGAAGGUAUUUGAGGAACUGUUACUGGACACAGAGAAACUAUUAGAGAAGACAGAGAGUGUGAUUGGUAGAACAACGGAAAAUAAGAAGGAAGCAGAGAACCACAUGGAUGAACACUAAUGUGAAGCUGAAGGAGGUAGCAUCACACUGAAUUCUCAGGUUUAAGAUGUCUAUAUAUAUAAACAAGAAUAAACACAAAGCAACAAGACUGACAUAAAUCAACUAAUAAUUAUUCUAUUAUUUAGUAAAAGCAGUCACCUGCUUUCAGUUUCUUAUUUUGAAUUUUUUACCUUUUUUAACUUGUCUAUUCUGAAAUUACUCUACCAUAUUAUAGCAAUAAAAUGUCCCAUAAUCCCUCAUUGUAUCACAGCAGUACAGAUUAACAGUGCCCUCUGGAGUUUUCCUGCAAACAAACAACAUUCAGUGUUACACUUUUGUGCUUAAACAAACAUGUUGAACUUUAUUAUAUAUUUACUUUAUCAAUGUUACUAGCAUAUGAUGCUAUUCUUCCUUGGUUUAGAUCGAUAUGAGAACUAAAAUGGAGAAAAAAGGUUGUGGCAGUACACAUAGUAGAGCAUAAGCGCACAAUUUUCACUUGGGGAACUUCAGUUUCCUGUUUUGCAUAUAAUAAAAUAACCUUUACAUAUAUAUAUAUACAUAACUACAUACAUAACUAUGAAUAUUGGAACAGAAACAGACGCACGUUCAGCACUGCUUUUUCUACAUCAGUCUUUCCAGCUGUGUUUUUCCAUGUGAUUAACUAAUCGGGGGUUAAUCCCCUCUUCUCUUCCCCUUUCAUUAUAGAAAAGGCCACAGACUACAUGUACCAGAGCAAAAGCAAUACCUUAUUGGUCAUAGAUUCUUUAUUUCUGGGAUUUUAUAUUUUGCCUUGUUGCUUUUUGGAAUGUUUCCGACCAUGUAAGGCAUUGUGUAACUUUGUAUUGAGAAGUGCUGUAUAUAUAUUAUUAUUAUUAAAACAUAUCUUAUAUAUAAAUUAAGGUCAAUGCUAUCAUUGUUGAA
This is a messenger RNA of Dicentrarchus labrax (European seabass), 3056 nucleotides long. RefSeq names its product butyrophilin subfamily 3 member A2-like. The transcript is spliced from 5 exons. NCBI's taxonomy places the organism in Eukaryota, Metazoa, Chordata, Actinopteri, Moronidae. The record is from RefSeq and is a predicted model, not a curated record. The coding region runs from base 834 to 2156 and encodes 440 amino acids.